AUGACACAACUUGCCUCUGAGAUAUAUUGUUGUGCCCCUUCUCCAAUUACUAGGAUGCAACCAGGGCCAGCUAAUCAAACCAGAAGUUUCAGGGAUGAGGAGGCAAAGUUUAAGCUGUGUAAGGUUCGAUCAGUACAGUUUGGACAGAAGGGCAUUCCAUACCUGAAUACCUAUGAUGGUCGUACCAUUCGUUACCCAGACCCACUCAUCAAGGCCAAUGACACCAUCAAACUUGACCUGAAGAACAACAAGAUUAUUGAAUUCAUCAAGUUUGAUGUUGGGAAUGUUGUCAUGGUGACUGGGGGAAGGAACAGAGGUUGGGUUGGAGUAAUCAAGAAUAGAGAGAAACAUAAGGGAAGCUUUGAGACCAUCCAUGUCCAAGAUGCCACAGGUCAUGAGUUUGCUACUCGUCUUGGUAAUGUCUUCAUCAUUGGAAAAGGUGCAAAGCCCUGGGUGUCUCUUCCAAAGGGCAAAGGUAUCAAGUUGUCAGUUAUAGAGGAACAAAGGAAAAGGAUUGCUGCCCAGGCGGCUACUACUGCCUAAUUUUUCUACUAUUAGCGUCUUUGGGAGGGUAACAUUUUACUUGCAAAACUAGUAUUAAGAUGUUGCAAUUUUUGAGUUGGGUUUAAUGUUUUAUUUGUCUUGUUUAGU
Messenger RNA from Coffea eugenioides, 651 nucleotides. RefSeq names its product 40S ribosomal protein S4-like. The transcript has 2 exons. Gene Ontology annotation, molecular function: RNA binding; structural constituent of ribosome. The coding region runs from base 1 to 543 and encodes 180 amino acids. Gene Ontology annotation, biological process: translation. NCBI's taxonomy places the organism in Eukaryota, Viridiplantae, Streptophyta, Magnoliopsida, Gentianales, Rubiaceae. Gene Ontology annotation, cellular component: cytosolic small ribosomal subunit; ribosome. The record is from RefSeq and is a predicted model, not a curated record.